CAAGCGAAGGUAUGUGCGCGUUUCCUUCGUCGCCCUAUAAAACAGAGCAGUGCAGCAAAUUGACGCCGUUAUUCUUCUCCGUCGCCGCGGCCAGUUCAAAUGUCUCGGUCGAUCUCCGAGGCCGUCGCCCUUUUUCGCUCUCAUCUCCAGCAACGCAGAUUUGACGGCACAACGCUUCGUAUUUUGGAGUCGAUUCUGGUUGCGCGCGAUGUUGAAUCUCUUCUCGUGAGUAGAGCGGCUCUGCGGGGCCUUCUGCUAUCCGAAGCAUCGUCGGUGAUGGGAGGAGCCUCGGGCAUGACCGUGGAGAAGAAGCUCAGGAUCGUUCAGUUCUUCGUUGGAGCUUUUGCUCUCAUCGGCGAUGGUGAAAGUUGCUUAGCACUAAAAUAUGAAGCCUUGAUCUUGCGAGAAUCAAAUUGUGUUAAAGUUCAAGGUCUAGAAGUUUCAUAUGAUGAAUGGUUAACUUUCGCUAAGGAUUCACUUGAUAAUGGAUUUUAUCCAAUUGCCAUACAGGGUUUUGAAAAGGCCCUUCAAUGUAUCCAGGGUAACAAGAUUGAACAUAGAGAAGACGAUGACCCAAGAAGGGAUCGCAACCAUUUGCGGCCGGAUCGCGGCCACGAUUCGACCGCAAAUAUGAGUGACACAUCCCCUGGACCACAAAAAGUGGUCCAGGAGAUCCUGCCUCCUCAAUCUCCAACAAUCCAGACUCAGACUGCAAAAUACUUGAAAAGUAAAGGUAGACAGGAAGGUCAAGUAUCCAGUUCAUUGUCAGAUCCCAAAGUUGACAUUGCUAGUUCAACAUUCAGAUGUGGUAUAAACAAAAGAAACUUGCAAAUGCUGCAGAGAAGUAGAGGCCUGCAGUAGGAAAUUGGUGGGCUCUUGAAUUCUGAGAUUGAACACUGCUGUUAUCGAUCAACUCAACAUUUCGCAGAUGAUUCCUGUUUAGUUUUCGUCCAAGUAGACUAAACCUCUGAAAAUGAGGUCAUAUAAUAUAAUCAAUAUUCAUGCAGUUUAGUUUAAGCACCACAGUGUCGAGGCCAGAUGCCUCUGCCACCGUGAUGAUGAUGGUGGUGAACUCUUCAGAAUGCAAACUACUAGCAACUAAGAGCAUCCACAAUAACUUGGGAUAUUUCUCCCAAGUAUUU
This is a messenger RNA of Zingiber officinale, 1142 nucleotides long. Its product is annotated as protein DOUBLE-STRAND BREAK FORMATION-like. Bases 100 to 861 code for a protein of 253 amino acids. The record is from RefSeq and is a predicted model, not a curated record. The transcript is spliced from 5 exons. Lineage: Eukaryota; Viridiplantae; Streptophyta; Magnoliopsida; Zingiberales; Zingiberaceae. Gene Ontology annotation, biological process: meiotic DNA double-strand break formation.